AUGAAAAACAUAAAAAAUAAAGUUGUCAUCAAAGAAUUUCAUCAUCAUGGUGUAAGCUGGGAAGAUAUCGAACGAGAAGCUCAGAUAUUAUCAUACCUUAAAGGACAAGAUAUAACACCCAAUUUUCUUGGUGUUUUAACACCACGUAAAAAGUCUAGAAAUUACAGUCUAGUUCAAGAAUAUUACGGUCAUGGUAAUGUAGAAGAUAUUUAUCUGGAAUAUGAUUUGCCACCAGAUGCUUGGAUUAUUAUUUGUAAAAAUAUUUGUAAAAGUUUAUUCCAAAUUCAUUGUAAUCAUAUUCUGUUCAAUGAUUUAAAAUCAGAUAAUAUUUUAGUUGACUUAAAUACUUUGGACAUUCGAUUUAUUGAUUUUGGCAUGGCAACAUUCAGGAAAGGUAUGCGAUUUGAAGGCUGUUCGGGAAGUCUAGGUGAGUGUCUAUUCUAUGCACCGGAAGUGAGAGAAGGAUGUUUCUCUACACCUCAAUCAGAUAUUUAUAGUCUUGGUUUUUUAUUUAAACAAAUUAUAAAACGUGCUAAUGUAUAUCAAUUAUUUCCAUUAUAUAAUUCUUGUACAAAAAUUCAAGCUAUUGAUAGACCGACUCUACCAGAAAUAAUGGAAAUACUUGAUACAUUAUAG
Messenger RNA from Lottia gigantea (owl limpet), 636 nucleotides. RefSeq lists its product as hypothetical. The record is from RefSeq and is a predicted model, not a curated record. Gene Ontology annotation, molecular function: ATP binding; protein serine/threonine kinase activity. Gene Ontology annotation, biological process: protein phosphorylation. NCBI's taxonomy places the organism in Eukaryota, Metazoa, Mollusca, Gastropoda, Lottiidae. Bases 1 to 636 code for a protein of 211 amino acids. Gene Ontology annotation, cellular component: cytoplasm. The transcript has a single exon.